UCCCACCUACGUCACGCUCCUAAUUUCAUCCAGACAAUAUCUCCUUCAUCCGUCCUUUUUAUCACAUUUCCAACAGACUUAACAGCACAAUGUGGCUCCUCACGUCGCCUUAAACUUCCUCUUCCUCAUUUGCAAUAAUGCCGUGCUGAGCGACGCGAAAAUGGCCACGAUGGAAAAGAACUUGAACGAAACGAGCUACAUCCUGGACAGGAGGACCUACAGCGAAGACAGGGCGAGUAGUAUAGAUUCGAACGAAAAUGCUUUCGACGACAUGAAGCAACUAAUAAACGAAGAAGACACAGGGAACAAGUCGAGUUUACCAUGGGCUAGUUUUAAUUUUAUCAAUUCGAUUAUUGGAAGUGGGGUUAUUGGGAUUCCGUAUGCUUUCCACGACGCUGGGUUCUUUUUUGGCGUUUUUUUGCUAAUAGUGGUUGCCUACAUUACCGACUAUUCGUUGAUUUUGAUGGUGAGGAGUGGGCAUAUUAGCGGAAAGUUUUCCUACCAGGGGAUUAUGGAGGCUGCUUUUGGUAAACCUGGGUAUAUUCUUUUGGGAGUGUUACAAUUUGUUUACCCUUUUAUCGCCAUGGUUUCCUACAACGUCGUGGUCGGCGACACCGUAACCAAAGUAAUAAUCCGGCUCACCGGAAUCUCGCAAGACUCCGUCUUCGCCAAACGCCACAUCAUCGUCCUCAUCGCCACCCUGCUCAUCACAGUCCCCCUGUGUCUCUACCGAAAAAUCGCCAAACUGGCGAAAAUCUCCUUCAUCAGCCUCGUCUGCAUCGGCUUCAUCCUCUUCUCGAUCUUCGUGCGGAUGGGCACCAUGAGCGAUAUCGUGCCGCCGCACCCCAACGCCUGGACCGUCUUCAACAAGGACAUCAUCCCGGCCAUCGGCAUCAUGGCCUUCGCGUUCAUGUGCCACCACAACACCUUCCUCAUCUACGGGUCCAUCGAAGACGCCAACGAGCGGCGCUGGGAGGUGGUGACCCACGCCUCCAUCUUGACUAGUCUGGUGGUGGCGCUGCUGUUCGGGAUCGCCGGGUACGCCACCUUCACGGCGUACUCUCAAGGUGAUCUGCUGGAAAAUUACUGCUGGACCGACGACUUGAUGAACCUGAGUCGGCUGCUGUUCAGCGUGCAGAUUCUUCUGACUUACCCCAUCGAAUGCUUCGUCACUCGCGAGGUCAUCACCAACUCGUUGCUCCGAAAAGACCCCAACGUGCCGAUUUCUGAACGAACGCACUAUCUGAUUACGUUAGCCAUCGUUGGCACCACGUACUUCAUUUCGAUAUCCACUGACUGUUUGGGGGUGGUUCUCGAACUGAACGGUGUCCUGGCAGCCGUGCCUUUGGCCUACGUCCUGCCAGCCCUUAGUUACCUUCAGCUGGAAGAAGGUCACGUCUUGUCCUCCCGCAAACUUCCAGCCCUCUGCGUGGUCCUCCUAGGACUCACCGUCGCCAUUCUGGGCGCGGUUUUCCUGAUUGUCGAUUUCCAGGAAGUCGACACCUGCUACCACGGGAUCAUGGAAUACUGCCCCAAUGCGACGGACUCCUCGGUCACUUUUUAAUCGAGGGUGAUAGAGCACGGGGUACGCCCCUAAAAUAAUCAAAAUCUAUGUAAUUACGCAAUCAAAUAUUAAAAAAAGAGAGCUUAAACUGUAUAAAUGAUAUUAUUUUUCACGAUGAAAAAGUUUAAUAACUAUUGUUGCCAAAUAUUUUGUGAUCUUGCUCUAUAUAUUAUAUAGUUAUGCGAUAGCUGUAUUGUGAAAACGAACUAGUAAAUAAAGUCAGCCAUAUUUAUUUACUAAGAUAUACGAAAGUUGAGGUUUCUAGAUAUAUUAUAAUAACAUAGUUCGGAGUGUGCCAAUUUGUGGAAGAGCGGAAUUUCUUGCAAUCGUGACGCGAUUGGGGGAAAUUUCGCCGACUUUUACCGACUGAUCUCGAAAGGCGGCUGCGCCAUCUUUGAUUCAUUUCUCUCAUGUUUUAAUGCACGGAUUUUGCCAGUUUUUCGACUUCAGCUGCACAAUGUGAUGUGUUUUCUGUGAAAUGUAGAUAAAGAUAUGAAUAAAUGUUAUAUAUUUCAUUAUAA
Zophobas morio is the source of this 2085-nucleotide messenger RNA. RefSeq names its product putative sodium-coupled neutral amino acid transporter 11. Bases 161 to 1564 code for a protein of 467 amino acids. Gene Ontology annotation, biological process: amino acid transmembrane transport. The record is from RefSeq and is a predicted model, not a curated record. Lineage: Eukaryota; Metazoa; Arthropoda; Insecta; Coleoptera; Tenebrionidae. Gene Ontology annotation, molecular function: L-amino acid transmembrane transporter activity. The transcript has 8 exons.